CUUCCGGGGUUAGAGCGCGCGCACGUGGUGCGAGGUCGAGGCCGGGUGGGGAGGGGAGCGCGAGUCGCCGGAGAAGCCAGACUGGAGGGCCGAGGUCCGAGGCCGGCGGAGGAAUGGGUGAAUUUAAGGUUCAUCGGGUGCGCUUCUUCAACUACGUCCCUGUGGGGAUCCGAUGUGUGGCGUACAAUCACCAGUCCAACAGGCUGGCUGUUUCCCGCAUGGACGGUACAGUGGAGAUCUACAACCUGGCGGCCAAUUGCUUUCAGGAGAAGUUUUUCCCAGGUCAUGAGGGUCGAUCCACAGAAGCUCUGUGCUGGGCCAAAGGACAGCGGCUCUUCAGUGCUGGACUCAAUGGUGACAUUAUUGAGUAUGACUUGGAAAAGCUGAGUGUCAAAUAUUCUGUGGAUGGCUUUGGUGGUCCCAUUUGGAGCAUGGCUGCUGACCUAAGUGGCUCAUACCUUGCGAUAGGCUGUGAGGAUGGGUCUGUGAAGCUGUUCCUGGUGACCCCAGAUAAAAUCCAGCUUGGACGGACUUUAGAGCGACAGAAAGGUCGAAUACUCUCAUUAAGCUGGCAUCCAUCUGGUACCCACAUUGCAGCCGGAUCCAUAGACUACGUUGCUGUGCUUGAUGUCAAGUCAGGCGGCACCACCCAGAAGAUGUUAAUGGACAAGAGGCACCCGGGCCCCCAUCGGCGCCGGUGUGUCGUGUGGGGAGUGGCCUUCCUGUCAGACGGGACCGUGGUGAGCACAGACUCGGCUGGGAUGGUGCAGUUCUGGGACUCGGAGACUGGUACCCUCAUGCAGUCACAUCCCCUUGCCAGUUCUGAUGUACUGUCCAUAGCUGUAGCAGAGAAAGAAGACAGCAUGGUGGUGGGCACAGCCGAGGGGACCAUUUUCCAUUUCCAGCUGAUUCCUUCAAAAUCAGACGGCAAGCAGAGCCAAUGGGUGAGAACGAAGCCCUUCCGGCAUCACACGCAUGACGUGCGCUCCGUGGCUCACAGCCCCAUGGCACUGAUCUCUGGAGGUGUGGACGCCCACUUAGUGAUCCGACCACUCAUGGAAAAUGUGGAGGUGAAGAAUUAUGAUGCUGCACUGCGGAAAAUCACCUUCCCUCACCGGCCUCUCAUCUCCUGUGCUAAGAAGAUGCAGCUCCUCCUCUUCCAGUUUCCUCAGCGCUUGGAACUGUGGCGACUGGGAGCCACUGACGCAGCUGGAAAGAAUGAGGAUAUCCUUCCACUCUCUAGAAACGCAGAACAUUUGCUACAGCUCAAAAAAAAGGGUCCUGAGAACAUUUGCUGCAGCUGCAUUUCCCCCUGUGGAAGCUGGAUAGCCUAUUCGACGGCGUCUAGGUUUUAUCUCUAUCGGAUGAAUUAUGAAAAUAACAGUGUGAGCAUCAAAAGGGUUUCUAAAGUGCCCAAGUUCCUGAACUCUGCCUUCCAGAUUUUGUUCUCUGCAGACUCCACAAAGUUGUUUGCGGCAUCAAAUCAAGGUUCUCUGCAUGUGGUUCAGCUGUCAGAGGGGGCCUUGAAACACCUGCACACCUUCGAUCCUCCGUCAGGGACCUUGGAGGCUACAUCUCUGUUGGCAGUAAGCCCAGAUGGGAAUUGGUUGGCUGCAGCUGGCAUGAGUAGUGGAGUCAAUAUCUACAAUUUGAAGCAUCUUAAGCCUCACUGCACAGUGCCUGCUUACAACUUCCCUGUUACAGCCCUGGCCAUCGCACCCAACAGCAACAACCUUGUGAUUGCUCAUGCAGACCAACAGGUCUUUGAAUUUAGCAUCCCUCAAAAACAGUACACAGAUUGGAGCCGGAAAGUUCAGAAGCACGGGCUUCACCACCUCUGGCUAGAAAGGGAUACACCAAUCACACACAUCACUUUUCAUCCCAAGAGGCCGACACACAUCCUCCUUCAUGACACCUACAUGUUCUGCAUCAUUGAUAAGUCCAUGCCACUUCCAGAUGACAGAACUCCCCUUUUCAACCAGCCUUCCUUAAGAGAGGCAUCUGAAAACGUCAGGAGGCGCCAUGCCCAUGCCUUCAAAAUCUCUAAGAAAUUUCAGCCUCUCCUCUUCAUGGACCUUUUGGAUGAAGGCACAUUGGUGGCAGUGGAACGGCCUUUGGAAGACAUCAUUGCUCAACUCCCACCACCCAUCAAACGGAAGAAAUUUGGAACUUAAGUGGAGUGGUGUGUUUCCUUCCCUGAACUGACUGACUUGUUCUUUUCCUAAAAAUCAUGAUAAUAAAACAAAGUUAUUCUUUAGGGCUAGGC
Molecule: messenger RNA, 2266 nt
Organism: Dromiciops gliroides (monito del monte)
Lineage: Eukaryota; Metazoa; Chordata; Mammalia; Microbiotheria; Microbiotheriidae
Gene: UTP4
Product: UTP4 small subunit processome component
Exons: 16
Coding region: 114-2174 (686 amino acids)
Biological process (GO): maturation of SSU-rRNA from tricistronic rRNA transcript (SSU-rRNA, 5.8S rRNA, LSU-rRNA)
Cellular component (GO): small-subunit processome; 90S preribosome; t-UTP complex
Molecular function (GO): RNA binding; protein binding
Source: RefSeq, a predicted model, not a curated record